Messenger RNA from Exserohilum turcica Et28A, 2565 nucleotides. RefSeq lists its product as uncharacterized. Gene Ontology annotation, molecular function: DNA-binding transcription factor activity, RNA polymerase II-specific; RNA polymerase II cis-regulatory region sequence-specific DNA binding. The record is from RefSeq and is a predicted model, not a curated record. The transcript has 2 exons. The coding region runs from base 340 to 2565 and encodes 741 amino acids. Gene Ontology annotation, biological process: regulation of transcription by RNA polymerase II. NCBI's taxonomy places the organism in Eukaryota, Fungi, Ascomycota, Dothideomycetes, Pleosporales, Pleosporaceae.
CGCUUCCUUGUCCUCGCUCGCUGGAGGCUGCGCCCGGAUGUUGUUGCAACGCCGCUCUCUAUUCGUCAUCAUCCCGUUUCAGCCUUCUUACUCCCGCUUCAGGAACCACCCGCACAACCACCCUGAUUGCGCCCUGCCAAACCAUCGAGCUGGGUCCUGCGCCUGCAUCAGCCUUCCACUCUGAUACCGCCUGCCGCUGUCGCUGAAGCGUGCCCUGUUGUUGUGCACGCCCGUGAAUUGGUUACGCGCCCACCGCCGCCGCCGCUGCCCUCACUGUAACUUGGGCGCACCACAUAUCCAACCCACACGCACUUGCGAGCCGUCAUCUCCUCCCAAAACAUGUCGAGCUUCCAAGCAGUCAACACCGCCUUGCCCGUGCCGGAGCCGCCCCAAGCGCGUCCAGGCGACGAGACGACGCCCACGACACCCCGACCGACGAGCAGAUUCUUUGCAGAAUCAAAGGCUGCCGAGGAGAUUCGUGCAGACGAAUCCUCCGCCAAAACCCCAACGCGCAAUACCUUUGCCGCCGGGCUCGCUGGCCAGCGACCGCUGCCAACCUCGCCCUUUACCCCCGGCCGCGAAGUGAGCGAAACACCAUCGGCUUCCAACAAGAGCGAGCGGAGUAGAGAGGGAUCGCACAAGCCAACGCAAUCGACAGCAUCUGCGCAAGAUGUACACAUGGGUGACGGCGACGAAGAAAAAGAGGCUUCCGACAACGAGAGCGUGACGAGCGACUCGAAUCGCCCGUCCAAGAAGAAGAAGGGCCAGCGAUUCUUCUGCACAGACUUUCCGCCCUGCAAUCUGAGCUUCACCAGGAGCGAACAUCUGGCACGUCACAUUCGUAAGCAUACCGGAGAACGGCCCUUUCAGUGUCACUGCUCAAGACGCUUCUCGCGCCUCGACAAUCUCCGGCAGCAUGCACAAACCGUCCACGUCAACGAAGACAUUCCCUCAGAAUCACUGGCGGCCACAGGCACGAGAUUUCAGCGACAAAUACGAACCGAUCGCGUACGCCCGCCAGGGAACCGCUCGCGGGCAAACACGCUGGGCAGCACAGGCGGACACAGCCGCGGCCACAGCAGGAAUUUGUCAGCUUCUAGCAUCACGUCCACCAUGUCAAGUGUAAGCGUAGCUCAAUCGCCAGAUGUUCGCCGCAGGCCCCCGCCUCUCGCAAUGGCUAGUGAUGGUGGUGCGAGUGCAAGAGCGCGCUUGUCGCUCAACACUGUGAAUGCAUACGACCCGCCCAUGAUGGGCAGUCCGGGGCCUGUAGAGUAUGACACACCAUCCAACGCGCCCACAACCCCGACCUCUGCUACCUUUUCCACGGCACCCACAGGCAGCCCUGCUCGCUUUGGCUCCGCCAUGCAAUCGCCUGCCACUUCGGCUUCAAGACCAGUCUCUUGGGCUGGGCCGCCCCCACCAGGACGCCGACAGUCGAUUUCGUCUAAUGGCAAUCCCUUUGCUGGUCCUCCAGGGCAAGGCCCGCCAACAUACAUCACACCACUUCAAUCGUCAGCCGCUCCUCCGACUUUCUCCGUACAGAGCAGCGCAUACGCUAGUCCCACCGUAUCCCACUUCUCCGAAUCCAAGGGCGAUACCAAUGCAGACGCAGACUGGAGGCGCCGCACUUGGCAUCCAGGAACGUAUUCUGGCCCUCGGCCAGCGACGAGCGGACUGGGCUAUCAUCAGACCCCAGAUGCCCCACGGCCAAUGUACACUUCACAGCCUGCUGCCUCACAGACAACGAGGCUUCCAGGUAUUGAAAGCUUCGAUCAUGCUCCUCCUCCGCCCACGUUGCCCCGACGCCAGCCGAGUCCCAUGCAGCUAGACGCUCCUGGCCGCCCACUCACAUACCAUGCGCCCAGGGAACCCCCACCUAAUCGAGGCCAUCACAAAAGAACAAGUAUUUCAUGGGAGAUUGACCGCCUAAACAUUGCUGGUCCGGGCUCUCAGAGAGAGCAGUGGUCGCAACAAUACCCCGGCAGCGCAGGGCGGGCGAGUGGCGCAAGGCCAACCACAGCCCCGCACGGCUACUUCAGUCGGCAGCUGGCUAAUCUCCAACCUAUUCAGAUUCCGUCGAUGAAUUCGUCGCCGAGGACAUCACAGGAGCAGCCUGAGACUCCGCGAAAGAACAAACGACAGGCCUGGUACAAUGGACCCGUCAGUCAACCGCAAAGAGCAAUGCAGCGGACGUCACCCGAGGACUCUAGCAGCAGCGAAGGCGUCCCAACACCAGGAACUAUGAUUGACUAUCAUCCGGCCAUUGUCCAUAGCAAUGGCUACGUCGAGACGCCCGUCAUUGUCGAAGACCACAAGAUCGCGCCCCCAGCAUCCAUUAUGGAAAGACCUCAUCCUUUGCACACGCAACCGCAUCAGCACUACCACAGCCAUAGCCUCUCUAGUUCUAGCUCAACCUACCAUCCGCAGCGUGAGCCUUCCGAGCGGGGACCCGUGACGCUUGGUCAAUCGCUUCCCCAAGCAAACAAUAACAAUGACAUGAGACGAUUAGAGGCACUGGUCGCGGUCGCCACUGGGGAGCAGCAAGCGGUCGAACAUCGGUCCUGA